This is a messenger RNA of Frieseomelitta varia, 1869 nucleotides long. RefSeq lists its product as uncharacterized. Gene Ontology annotation, cellular component: nucleus. The coding region runs from base 280 to 1320 and encodes 346 amino acids. The record is from RefSeq and is a predicted model, not a curated record. Lineage: Eukaryota; Metazoa; Arthropoda; Insecta; Hymenoptera; Apidae. The transcript has 5 exons. Gene Ontology annotation, biological process: nuclear protein quality control by the ubiquitin-proteasome system; proteasome localization.
UUUUCCAGUCACAUUUCUUGCAACUAUGACGCAUUGUCGUGAUCGUUCUUUCUAUUCAUUUUGUGUUCUUUGUGAUCGUACGUGUAUUUUUUAUUAACUAUCAGAUAAUAAUUUCAUCUGAUUAUCAGCGAAUUACGUGAAAAAAAUGAAAUAUCGUGUUUUUGUUACAAAACAAGGUUGACAUAUCACGUCCUAUGUUUAAGUAACAAUUUUUCAAGGAUAAAUACACGUAAAUUAGCCGUAUUUUCGAAUGAAGAUUUUUCUAUUGCACUGAAAGAGAUGAAUACACCAACAACCAGAGAUUUCUUGCGGAGACCAGAUGGAACGCGUAGAAGAUCCGCUCGCCAAGCUUUGGCAGUGAUUCCUGUUAAUAAUUCCGUUUCACCAGCCGAGGCAGUUUCCACCGAAGUUAAUGUAAUGGAUAAUUUUUUAAAUAGUCGACAAGGCACUGAUUCUUGGAGCCCUGCACCCAGCCCUGACGAAUUGGUAAUCCAAAAACGAGGGCGUCGUCGUAGAACCAUAGUUUGGUCCCCUGAUCUUGAUACUUGUAAAAGGAAUAGCCUGUUUAGCUUAAAUUCUAAAGAUCGUACACCAGUGAAGAGUCCAACGAAAUCAACUAUGGUACUGAGAAGUACACCAAGGAAAAGGCUCACCCUUGGCGAUGCCAGUGAGUGUCAGUUUACAACGCCGGAUAAAAAGAAAAAGAUGCAGAGUUUUUUGGGUACCACUAGUUCGCAAAAGUAUUUUAAUGGAAAUUUAAUAAACGGCCUGAGAGGCCUUAGUCACAAUCAAUUGGUUCACAUGAUCAUGGAUUUGGUCUCUAUGCAAGAGGAUGGUCUGUUACAUGAAAAUGAGAAAAUACGAAAUGUUUUGUUCAAAAAAAUGCCGGUGGCUGACAUACAACCAUUAGUUGAUACACUAAAUAAUUUGAAACAAAAUAUUCAAGUUGGCAUCGCGCUAUCUAAUAUGGAUGAUUUAUCUGACAUUCACAUUCAUUUAGAUACCUUUCAGAAAGCUAUUAUUGACCAGGGAAAGAGACUUGUAGAAUCACAGCAUUGGCUAUCGGUAAUGCAUUAUGUAUGUGCAGCGUGGAAUGUUACGAAGCAAUUAUAUGAAGGAGAAAAUCGAAGUUUAUGUAAUUUGACACACAAGUGUUUUAAAAACUUGACACAUUUUUGUUCACAAGCUUUGAAAAAAGGAAAUUUUACAAGUUCCGUAUUGGAUAUGUUUACCGAGAGGUUCCAUAUGAUGGUUGAAGAUUAUGAGGACUUAAAAGUUUGUUUACAACUGAUAAAUGAAGUAAAAAACAAUGAAACCUGAACACUUUUGCUGUAUGUAUGUCAACGAGGCCAUACUAGUUUUAUAUACAUAUAUAUUUUUAAUAUAUGCACAAAUUUUAAUCCUGAUUGUGAUGUAAAGACUAUGAGUCUUGAUAAUUGUUAGAGUAGCUAUAUUUUUUUACUACUUCCUUUUAUAAUAAUAUCACAUAAUGAGAUUUAUACAGACCGGUAUCAAAAUAGUAACGUUAAGAUUAUUUAAGAUAAUCAAAUAAUAUUUUUAUAUUACGUUUGUAUUAAUUGUUUGAGACGCGCGUUACAUUUUAUAAAUUUUGUAAUUACAAUUAAUGUUACACGAACUGGAAACAUUAUUUAUAAAGGAUAUUACGUUAUCAAUGCCAAGAUAACUUAUUUCAGACGCAUUUACCGUUAUUCUCUAUUUUGUUAUUUAUGAUUUAUUUACGGUAGAUAUUUUCUUUUAAGAUAUUUAUAUGAUUUUAACAUAAUAUAAUAUAUUUCAUGUAUAUUUUGUCAAAAAUACUUGGGGACGAUAUUUUAGUACAAUUUCUUGCCUGUAUCUUUUCAUGACAAU